CUUUGCUUUUCCUUUCCUUCUUUAAUGUCCGUUCAGUGUGGUACUUGCAAGUGGUUUGAUGUUAGGAAGGGUUUUGGCUUCAUUACACCAGACAAAGGUGGCCCAGACCUUUUCUGCCACCAAACCUCCUUAAAGUCUCAAGGUUUCCGUGCGUUAGCUGAGGGUGAGCGUGUGGAAUUUACCGUGGAGAUAGAUGGAACUGGUAGAGCGAAAGCUGUGAAUGUUACGGGGCCUGAUGGCGUAGACUGUCAAGGCCCUCAAAGGCGCCACUUCCCCUCUCGGGAUAAUUAUUAUGAUGACCACGCUUAUAAGCCUUCUAAUGGAUUUUCUUCACCUUCUUAUAGGAGUGGAGGUUAUAACCAGAGAAGACAACGUGAUUACGAACCUCGUUACUACUCACACGCCGAAGACGAGGGUAGCGACAACAGGAACUUUCGCAGAGACCGUAGAAGUCACUCUAGGCAAGGCUUUAGGGGUCACCAAUCUCGUCAUCCCCGUUAUGAACAGGAAAACCAUUUUUAAAGCUUAUGAUUAAGUCACUUUAGAGUUCACUGUAUUUAGGACGACAAGAAGACUGUUAUCUAUUAUUACUAA
Messenger RNA from Zophobas morio, 594 nucleotides. Its product is annotated as Y-box-binding protein 3-like. The transcript has 4 exons. Lineage: Eukaryota; Metazoa; Arthropoda; Insecta; Coleoptera; Tenebrionidae. The record is from RefSeq and is a predicted model, not a curated record. Gene Ontology annotation, molecular function: nucleic acid binding. The coding region runs from base 25 to 522 and encodes 165 amino acids.